AUGGCAAAUCCACAGAACACGAGACGGCCGUUCGGUGCCGGCCCCAUUCCGCCAGACAAGCUGCCGCCACUGAAACUCGAACCUUUCGAAAUGCCUCUGUUCGCAGCCACGUUUGUUCCCGGGGGCUACGAUGACUACUACCUACCCGAGGUCAUCGCGCCGUCCCCACAGAGGGUAAUGCCUGAAGUCCCCCAAAAUAUGCAGGACGGCCUGCAGCGGAUGGAACUUGAAGCCCGACCAGCACCCGGAGCUUUGAACCCAAGCACGUCACGCCAAGCGUCCGAUAGCAACCCCGGCUAUUCUGCUUCUUCCGCCGCUGCUGGUGCUGCGUCGGCCAGUGAAUUCAAGCCCUUCUCCCAGGACCAGCACGGAGAGAUGCCGACCUUUGACACCCCCACCUUCUCGCCUUUUCCGCGCGUGCAGGGCGACAACGUGCCGCCGAGCGACGAGGAAAAGGAGGAGAUUCUGUACAACGCGCGCCAGCAUGUGCUCAACUCCAACAACGUGUCCAUGCAGCUGGUCUGGGCUCGCGACUCGCUGUCCUGGGUUGAGAUCGCGGCCGAGGCCCAUGUGCGCGAGAACAAGGGUCAGGCUGUGCGGCCUGGCACGCCCAGGACCGAGCACGAGCUGCGUAUCGACGCCAUCAGCAUCGUCGACUACCUGUCGUCCCAGGGCCACCCCGAGGCCCUCUUCAUGCGGUCCAAGUGGCUCGAGUUUGGCCGCUUCGGCUUCCGCCCCGACAAGAAGGAGGCCUACCUGGGCUACAAAAAGGCGGCCGAGCAGGGUUGGGGUCGUGCUGAAUACCGCAUGGGCAUGCUGUUCGAGGGCUCCAACGACAUGGACAAGGCGUUGAUGCACUACAACCAGGGCCUGGCCCUGAAGGACUCGGCAGCCUCCUAUCGGAUGGGCAUGAUGAGCCUGCUGGGCCAGCAUGGCUACCACAAGGACUACAUGCUCGGCCUGGAGCUGAUCCAGAGCGCUGCCGACACAGCCGACGAGGACGCUCCACAGGGAGCGUAUGUCUAUGGCAUGCUGAUAUCCCGCGAGCUCCCAGACAUUACCAUUCCCGAAGGCAUGCUGCCGCUCGAUCUCAACCUGGCGCGCCAGUACAUUGAGAAGGCAGCGUACCUGGGCUUUGCUAAGGCCCAGCUGAACAUGGGCCAGGCCUACGAGCUCUGCCAGCUGGGCUGUGACUUCAAUCCGGCCCUGUCUCUGCACUACUACGGCCUGGCAGCACGACAGGGCCAGCCCGAGGCUGCGCUCGGCGUCAGCCGCUGGUUUCUCUUUGGCUACGAGGGCGUCUUUCUCAAGAACGAGCAGCUGGCGUUCCGCUACGCGCAGCAGGCUGCCGACGCCAAGCUGGGGACGGGCGAGUUCGCAAUGGGAUACUACUACGAGAUCGGCAUACACGUGCCGAAAGACCUGUACGCCGCCCGCGAGUGGUACGAGAAGGCGGCUGAGCACGGCAACAAGGAUGCCAUGAACCGGCUGAGCGGCCUCGACCAGGCCAAGACGCUGACGAAGACGGAUCACGAGACCACAGCGCUCACGCGGAUCAAGUCCAAGCACGGCUCACAACGAGGCCAGCGGCCCGAGAGGUUCACCGCCCGGCACCAGAACUUGACUUCCGGUCUAGGCACACUGUCGGAGAACUUGGCGGGCGAGGAAGGCGCUUCUCCCGGCCGGAUCACCAUUGGCAACACCCCGGCCUUUGCUCUCAACAUCCAGCAGAACAACAUGGUUGUGCGGCCCAAGUCUGCGGCACCCUAUCCGGUCGACGAGAAGCCAGCGCCGCUCCACGUCCAGCGGUCCAAGUCCACGGCGCCGUAUCCCGACGACGAGCCGGCAGCACGGGCACGGCCACCGCAAGGUGCCAACCAGCCGCCGCAGGCCUUUGGCAUCCGUCCGGGGAGCGGAGGUGGAGGCGGGGGCAACACGUGGCCGGUGCAGACACCGCAGUUGGCGGGCAACCUCGCACCGGAGCAGCGGGCUUUCUCGAUGACUGCGGGUGCGAGACCCGGCAGUGGUGACCCGCAGCGCAUCCGCAACACGUCGGCUGGCUGGGACGCACAGCAGCAACCGGGUGGCUACGGGAAGCAGAGUCCCGGAGCGGGUCCAGGCGCUGCUGCUGGUCGUGGAGACUAUCGUCCCACAUAUGACUCUGGCUAUGGCCAGCAGCAGCUGACACCGCAGCAGCAGCAGCAGCAGCAGCAGCAGCAACAGCAACAGCAACAGCAACAGCAACAGCAGCAGUACCAGCAGCAGCCACCGCAAGCCCCCAAUCGACCGGCACCAAUGCCCGACACUGGCCGAAACCGGCUUUCCAAGGCGAAUCCCGGGGCAAACGGGAACAACCAGCGCGUGCCGCAGCAGCCACAGGGCCAAGGCUAUGGACCCGGUGCUGGUGCUGGUGCUGGUGUUGGUCCUGCUCCAGGCCCUGGCCAGGCCGGUCGUGGAGAGUAUGGCCCGCGCGUAUCCAGCCGGCCGGCUACUGCUGCAGGACCACAGGCCCAGGCGCCCAGCAGCGCUCCAGCGUCUCGGCCACAGACGGCAAAGCCGGCAAAGACGGCUGCCUCCCAAGGACCAGCGACGUUUGAGGAGAUGGGCAUUCCACAGGCCAAGAGAGACGACGACUGCGUUGUCAUGUGA
Messenger RNA from Grosmannia clavigera kw1407, 2649 nucleotides. Its product is annotated as chitin synthase activator. The transcript has 4 exons. Gene Ontology annotation, molecular function: protein binding. Bases 1 to 2649 code for a protein of 882 amino acids. NCBI's taxonomy places the organism in Eukaryota, Fungi, Ascomycota, Sordariomycetes, Ophiostomatales, Ophiostomataceae. The record is from RefSeq and is a predicted model, not a curated record.